Messenger RNA from Malaya genurostris, 2526 nucleotides. RefSeq names its product tyrosine-protein kinase receptor torso-like. Gene Ontology annotation, biological process: positive regulation of kinase activity; cell surface receptor protein tyrosine kinase signaling pathway; protein phosphorylation. Bases 1 to 2526 code for a protein of 841 amino acids. The record is from RefSeq and is a predicted model, not a curated record. Gene Ontology annotation, cellular component: signaling receptor complex. Gene Ontology annotation, molecular function: ATP binding; protein binding; transmembrane receptor protein tyrosine kinase activity. NCBI's taxonomy places the organism in Eukaryota, Metazoa, Arthropoda, Insecta, Diptera, Culicidae. The transcript has a single exon.
AUGCAGCUUAUUCAAUCCAAAGAUUCCGCCAUUAGAACCAAGUUGGUUUGUCGCGAUAGUUCAAGUUUUGUAAUAAAAACUCAUCAAAUUGCAACGAGUGAUGUUCUUCAGAAUGGUAGAAUAGCACAGUUAAGGAGUUCACGCAGUCGUGUGGAAGUGAAUUCUAUUUCCAAUAUUAAAAAUAACAAUGAAGAAAGCGAUUCUUCUACUAGUAAAAUACAAGCAAAAUCGCCAAUUUACAUAAUUACUGUGCAUCAAAGUUCCACUAGCCAAAGUGAGCAAGUUACUUAUGUGACGAAUGAAACACUGAUCAAAAUCGACAGUCUAAUUCCGAGUACAAACUAUCGUUUAAGUGUGACAGCAUUGUUAGAUAAUCAAUUCAGCACGGUGGAAAGUGAGUUCAGCACACUACCAUUCGACUACAGACCAGGAGCGAUCACCAGCAUCGAGGUCAUCAAAUAUCGCACCAAUCAGAAGAACCAAUCCCUGGUAGAUGGUGUGAUUUCUUGGAAACCAGCCGCCGAUAGGACAUGUCACUACGACAUUCUGCAUUACUCUAGUCACCUGUCCGAUGCUCAACUCAACUCGAUCGCCAUUCUUCAACCGGAAGACCUGUACCACUAUACCAUUAGUUCGCUGGAGUUGAACACGGAAUAUGAGAUGGCGAUUCGGGCGAAGAACACGCGGAUAUCGAGCUUAGAAAGUGAACUACUUUGGCACACCUUUCAUACGCCAAGCUGCAGUGAGUGGCACAAUAAUGCACAGUUUUGUGCUCCGGAGGUGGCGGAAAAUGUUCAGGUAAGCUCCACAUUCCUGAUCGGUAAAAACUACACCUUUAACAUCACUUGGAACAAGCCCCGUUACACACCAGAAUAUUACACAAUUCAGUUGUACGAUUUGAAUCCGACCGUGAACUAUGAGCUGGCCAAUUCUGUAUCCAGAAAUGUUAGUGGGAAUGUAACGACGGUCGUGAUUGAAUCCUUUCCGAUGAUUGGACCACAAUACGAAGUGCUUAUUGCGGUUCAUGCCAAUAAUCGAUCGGUUACGCAAAGUUUUAUCAAACUUCUUUACACCGGUCGUUAUCCUCCGAGUUAUUAUACUCCAGGACGAAUAACGGCAAUCAUUGUUACACCUAUCGUAACGAUUUUGGUGGCCAUUCUCCUUUACACACUCACAUACCUCAGAAUGGCGAAAGUGAAAAGGUUCGAGCAACGAAUCGAAUACGUCAAGGAAACACAAUCGAAAGAUCCGGCGGAUCCGGGAACCGAUGUGCGCGAGGUUCUACAAUCCGUUGCACCGAUCAAUGACGAGAUGGAAAUCAACUUCGAACAAAUUCAACUUCUCGAUGUUUUGGGAGAAGGUGCUUUCGGAUUGGUGCGGAAGGGUAUCCUGAUCCGGCCUAUAGGAACUCAAAACGACGUGGCCGUGAAGAUGUUGAAAGAGUUUCCCAGUUUAGAGGAGAUCAAAGAAUUUCGGCGGGAGAUCGAAGUGAUGAAAUCUGUAGGAACUCAUCCAAAUAUAGUGUGCAUUUUGGGCCACUACACGCAAAGCGUAGAGGACAUGAUGUUACUGACAGAAUACUGCAGCGAAGGGAACCUGUUGAAUUAUAUGCGCUGUGAAUGGGAUAAAUUAUUGAAAACGAAAAUCUUCAAAGAAGAAUGUCGUACACCAGCUCUGGAAACGCACAAAAAACCGGAAAACGUUUUCAAUUUUAAUACAUCAUUCGUGAAUGAGAAAAAAAUGUGCUUCGACAAAUCUAUUGUUACAGAGCAAUCAACCGGACCAAACUAUGAGAAUAGAUUGUAUCACAAACUAGAAGACGAAGAAAUGGCCAACUUAACUGGUCAUCAAAAUUAUAGUCGACAAUGUCGUAGAUCCACUUACUGCGAACAAAAUGACACACGACAGCAAAGUGUGGUUGAGAACCAAUGCUACUACCUCGAAAAACCGGAUAUUCCUACUAUUACCGGUGACCUGUUACUUGAUUUUGCUAGGCAGAUUGCUGUCGGAAUGGAGUUCCUUGCUCGUAAUAAAGUAGUUCACCGGGACCUAGCUGCCCGAAACGUUCUGGUGUGCGGUAAUCAAACAGUGAAAAUAUCCGAUUUUGGUCUCAGCAGAGACAUCUACCAGGAGAACCUGUACCGAAAAACUGGAAGUGGAAAGCUACCGGUUAAGUGGCUUGCUCUGGAGUCGCUAACCCACCAAGUCUACACUUCCCAAAGUGACGUUUGGUCUUUCGGUGUUUUGCUGUACGAAAUUUGCACCCUCGGCGCCAAUCCGUAUCCGUUGAUGGUACCGAACAAUCUGAUAGCGGAACUGAGAAGAGGCUACCGGAUGGAAAAACCUGCCAGUUGCAACGGAGAGCUGUACGACCUGAUGCUGUCCUGCUGGAGUGCUCUUCCCAUUGAUCGACCUUCGUUUUCAGUUAUUCAAAGCCGACUGGAAAAAUUGCUGGAAUUCGGUAACAACAUGGUUAUCGAUUUGGAUGCCGUUGUAGAUUUAUCAAACAUUUCGGUCCAGUUGUAA